Molecule: messenger RNA, 3423 nt
Organism: Amyelois transitella
Lineage: Eukaryota; Metazoa; Arthropoda; Insecta; Lepidoptera; Pyralidae
Gene: Cipc
Exons: 2
Coding region: 176-580 (134 amino acids)
Source: RefSeq, a predicted model, not a curated record
AGCCUCGGUCUGCGACGCGCGACGGCGCCCAGAGCUCUGUCUGCAUAUUCGAUUUUCAAACAAACCAUUCAUUCCACGUUUGAAUCUCGAGCGAACCACGCGCGUAUAUAGCUGCCCGAGUAUACUCGAGUCUUGACUGCCAGUGUUUGUGUUUUUUAAACUGUGUUCUACAAAAAUGUGUGAGAAAAGGACAAGGAAAAUAAAAAAAGGGUCUCAUGUGACCCGGCUGCGAGAGGCUAGACGGUUGGAAAGACUCCAGCGUUUAGCGGCUCCCGCGACAACCGAGGAACCUGUCACACCAUGCCCUCCUGCGCAAGUCAACAAAGUAGCCCAAAACAGAGUUAUUCUGGAACUAGCAUGGAGGACCAUAGCACUGAUGCACAAAAACAGGCUUAUCCAACAAAAAAUCAUAGCGUUACAAAAAGAAACAUCGGAAUUCAUAGCGUCAGUCAUGAGCAAUCCAGAAAAUAGAAGGAGGUAUGUCGAACACGUCCGGCUCUAUGGUAUCCCCCAAGAACUCCAAUUCCAAAUUCAAACGUUCAAAAACAACAUACCCGUCAAAAUAGAAUCCAACGUUUAAAUUCAAAAUGUGAUUUUUCGACUGAUUGUUUUUUUUAAGCUUGUGCAAUUGUGAAAUUUGGUCUCACGUUGUACACGUUGCCCAUAAAUGUGACUGUUUACUUAAUUGUACUGUUUUUAUUGAAUGUGGUCAUUUUUAAUCAGUGUUUUACAUAUAAGUCUAAUUAAGUCGUUCAUAACAGUGAAACAGCAUCAAAAAAGCCUUACUAUAGGAACGCACAUACUAAAGGAGGUCGUUACUCGUACUGUAUUAAUUUACAAUCAACCUUCAAUUGUAUUUGACUUAUUUGACUAAGUACUAAUAAUUUGUUAAUUUAUGACCUGUUAAUGUUAGUCUAUUGUUGUUUAUUAGGUAAGUAUCUACCUUUCACUUUUAUUAGCUUUCUUAUAGGUAUAACCUAGUGAGAGAUCUUAAGAACAUUCAUUUAAACUGCCUUUCAACUGAGUCAUAAAAGAGUUCUUAAAUAAUAUCGUGCUCAAAGCAAGUAAGAUAUUAAAAAGACAAUCAUAGAUUUAGCAGAAAAAAGUAACGCAAUCUUUGGCAUACGUUUUGAGGCUAUAAAUAGUAGCUUAAAUGACGCUAUUUUUAUCAAUGAUAAAUGCCAGUCGAUGAACUACAAUUAAAAAUAUUAUGAUUAAGGCAAUUAUGUUGUAAGUAAUUAUUUUUUGUCCAAAAAGAUCUCGUUCUUUUUUAAAUGCAUCUAGAAUAUUCUGAAAUUAAAUCUUUAGAAUUAUUUUUCUUAUUAAUCUUCCAGCAAUAAAGAUUAAAAUGCAGUGUCUUAAAACGAAUCGUUGUGGUUAUUCUAGGAUACUUUAUUUACAUGUAUGUGAUUCCGAGGUUGUAAUAUUGAGGCUGUUAAUGUUUCUAGAUACCUACGUCUUCGUACAUUUCCUUUUGAAUUCGAUGUUGUACCUUUUUAAUGUUAAAUUUAGUGCUCAUCCAGUAAAGCCUUGAAUACAUGUAAUUAUACUUGCACCAAUUGUAAGUACCUAAGUUUAGUAGGAACUUAUAGUAAAAAUAGCAAAAAUUAAGCUGAAUAAAAGAAUUAUUUCUGUAAUAAUUAGCAAAUUUGGGACUUGCGGUAUCAUGCAUGAAUGUUGAACACGUUAAUAAAGCUUUCUUUAUCUACCGAUAUAACAUGAAGAAAUUUCAUGUUAGGUACAAAAUUUAUAAUAUAGUUUAGAUAGUGAGAAAUUUAUAAAGCAACAUUAUCAGAAUUUAAAAAAAAUUCAAGAACAUAUAUUUAAAGUAAUAUACGCGUAUCUUUUUACCUACUGUGAGUUGACAAUGUGGUGUGGUGUUGAUACACUAACACUUACAUAAAAAUAAAUACACAUUAGGUACCAUUUUAGUAUUCAUAAGUACCGUUCAAUGUGUUAGGUAGGUUAUCUAUGCGUAUAAAAAUUAAAAUAAAACAUAACUGUGUUGUUAUUCUGUAAUUUGCAAAUAUUUUUGAAUAUGUAACUAAACACAAUGUCGGAAUGAGUUAAAAUUAUAACAACUUUAAAUAUCCUCGAUUAAUUUUUUAUUGUGCUACAUCACUUUUUUCACUCUCACGAGAACUGGGUAAGGUUUAAAUACUCUAUAAUAAUAAGAUAGUUUAAAAUUACUUAUUUAUUGUUUUGUUAUAAUUAAAUGUCAACGCAAGGGUUACACACGAUGCAAAUUCACCUUUUAUACCCCACAUAAUACUUUUAUGCGAAAAUACAGUUCUUUAAAGUGAAAUACAAUUAUGACGAACAAUUUAAGUAAUUAAGAUUUUAUGAUAGAUAUACAUAUUAUGUAAAUAUGGAAUAAUUCGUAAAAUAUUUUGUUCGCAUGUUGUUCACAAAAUAAAAUGAAUACCUGGGUAGGUAGGUACAGUAAUGCUAGCGUGUAAACCUUGCUAUUAUUGCAUUUAUAAUAAUAAUAAUCAACAAAAGCACAGAUCUACCUGGCACUGUGUUCAUUUUGAAUGUAGAUGUAUUAUUUCAGUAACCAAUAACAAAAUAAUUUUCAAAUUGUAGUACAUAUUUUAUAUACUUUUCGUUUUGGCCAUACUUAAGUACCUAUUUAUUUAUUUAUUGCCAAAAAGUAUUCCCUAUUUAGGGCUCAUAAGUUUUGCUAAUGUGAUAUGAGUAAUUAUAUAUUUAUGUAUCUAAUGUGAUAGUUUCAUUAAGUAUUUUCAAAAUUAAUAGUGCAUCUCAAAUUUUAAUUUUAAUAAUGUACAAAAUGUAAGAAGCGUAUAGUAAGAGUAAUAUCUUUUAGAAAAAUAAAAAAUAACUACCUACUGACAUCAGUAAUUAAAAACAAAAAGAGUUUCUUUAUUGUAUGAACUUUUAUUUCUUUUAUUUAUAGACCAAAGUAAUGGCAUGUUUGUGACCAAACGUAUUAUCGAGGUUCUACGUAUUAAGUUUAAAAAAAGUAAUUCAAUGUUUGACAUUUGAACUUUGAAGUAUUUUUUUUUUUGUUUUGAAGGGAAUAACACCCAAUUAGGUAUAUAUAUAUUACUUACUUAAUUCCGUUGUAUUGAAAGCAAUUUUUGAAGAAAAUCCAGAAGCGCUGUUUCCAGAUUAUCUAUACUUACUUGGUUAGAUUUAAGCAGUGAUACAAGUGUCAUUUUAAACACCAGUAAAUUUAACUUAAUAACUUAUACGAUAUAUAACGAAAUAAUUUAUGGAAAUUUUCAUGAAAAUUUCAAUAAAUUAUUUCGCUUUUCGCCUGAACACAACUUGCUCAGAUAUCAUUCUGGUGUUUACAAUGCCAUACGUAUUACAACGCUCCAUAUUGUAAAAAGCUUUGAUAUACGCUUAAAAAUGGUUAUCUUCUUUAGCAUUAAGAUAAUUUACAUUGAAAAUAAAAUA